Microthlaspi erraticum is the source of this 519-nucleotide messenger RNA. Lineage: Eukaryota; Viridiplantae; Streptophyta; Magnoliopsida; Brassicales; Brassicaceae. The record is from the annotation of a GenBank genome assembly.
AUGGCAUCUAAUCCCAAGGCCGACGAGCCACAAGACAACAACCAGCAGCUGGCAUCGCUUUCUUCAUUGCCUCACGAGAUAGUUCUAAGCUGCUUAGCCCGCGUUCCAAGAAGCUGUCACCUAAACCUCACUCACGUCUCAAAAACCCUAAGGUCCCUUAUUCGUUCCCGUGAGCUCCGAUCCCUCCUCCACAAGAAGAAUUCUCUUUAUGUAUAUCUCCACAACCCCAAGAAUAAGACCUACCACUGGCUUACUCUCCUUCACUGUGAGGAAACGAUGAUUAGUUAUCGUUUGGCUCCGAUUCCUUUCCCUUGUCAUCCUUUCAUGCGCCAUUCUUCAUCCGUAGCUGUCGGAUCAGAAAUCUACUACGUUGGCGGAUCCUUUCGGCCUUCCUCCGAUCUUUGGAUUCUCGACACUCGGUCUGGAAAGUUUCAUCAGGGACCAAGCAUGAAAGUUCCAUGCAGAGGUGUCGACACGUGGUUAGGAGUAAUCGACGGGAAGAUAUAUGUAGUCGGUUGA